AUGGCUGACGAAGACAUUCAGAUGUCUGUUGCAGCAGUUACUCCGACCAUCGCUGGAGUGACUUGCGAAUCAGAAGAUGUCAAGAAUCAGCUGUUGGCUUCCAUGGAGCAGGCCCUGCAUCACUUUGGUGGCCCGAGCCAGUACUUGACCAAGGUGCUGGAGACCAAAGAAUCUUACCAGGAUUUCGUGACUUGGUUGUGGGACGAAUUCCCAGAGGCAGAAGAUGCAGUCUUUAGCUACCAAGCAGCUUUGCCAACUGUGACGGAAGAAGAGGUGUCGCACAGCCUUCCUUUGAUAGUCCAUGUGAGUGCCUUGGGUUUCACUCAGGACUGCACCCUCAAGCCACCGUGUGGAUCAGAGUUGGCUUUGCGUAUGGCAGAGCUAUACCUAGUGGAAGGCUUUGUGACAGGCGACCAACCUCUAUAUGCUAUGCAGCAUCCUUCUGACGUGUGCCUCUUUGAUGAUGUUGCACCGCCAUGGUGCUAUGGCCGACCCGACAAGGUGCUGAAAGCCUUCAAUCUCAGUUACCUCAAAGGUUUUGGCCGAUCCACAACACUGCUGAUGCUCUUACACUGUGUGAGAGUUUCCGGUGUGAAAUUGGCUGAGCAGCUUCCGCAUUUACAUGGGUCAGUCCGGAAAAUUUACUUGCAUUGCAUUCAUCAAAGCUCCCGAGUGGAGGAAGCCCUCGCCAACAUGAAGAUAUCAGCGAGGCACUCCAUUCGGACGGCUCACAACACCGUACAAUCGGUGUUUGUCAUCCGGAAUUUGAUGCGGGUUGGUGGAUUGCAGGACUGGUCUUUGUUUGUGAGGCAAUGGAACAGCAUGUCUGCGAAAUCCUUUCAGAUCGCGGGUCGCCGGCACACUGCUCUGAAACUUCUCUUCGAGGAUGUCCUCGACGCAAUUUUGAAGCAUGUCCAGACGGUUUCGUGGGAUCUUUGUGCGUGGUCGGAUGAUUCUUUGGCAUCCAAGAAACUGUAUCCAAACUGGAGUUUUCCGGCCAAAGGGCAGUGGCAGAGUCGGUUGAGGACAACCGAAAAGUCCAUGAGCCUGUGCAUCUCCCAUCUACAAAACAGCCGGGUUCAGAAAUUGAAGGUUGGCCAGCCAAAAAAGGCAGAUGUGGACCAGGUGGAAGCAGUUUCUAUGCGAGCAGCAGCUUGCUGGCAUUUGGGGCAGGAGCUACUGACAACCGUUCCUGUCUGUGCUGCAAAGUUGAAAGAAAAUUGGUAUGACAAUUUUGCCAAUGGAGAGGGCCCAGUGAAUGAUGAGCUUCAGGCGGUUUUGCUUGAUAAGCGGGCUUCUUUCAACGUUCGCACCGACAUCCCGACGCUGCAGCGCUUGGCUGAUGAACUGUCUUUUUCAAAGCCUGUCGGCGCCACACCGGAAGCCGAGUUGACCAUUGUGGUGGAUCGGUUCAACCUGCUUAUCAAGCAGCUCAACUAUGAUGUCACCGUGUGGCAAACUUGGCGCAGCAAGUAUGCAUCACUGAAGGUUGCGGCUGAAGCAGCCAAAUAUCAGUGGCGCUUGGACCGCAGGAAGCGGUGCCAAGAAGCAGCGAGGCAUUUCAUCAAAUCGAGCAUGGCCUUCAGUGUCUGGGAGAAGAAGAAGACCGAAAUGGCCAUCGCAGAUGUGAUGAAUCUCAAGAGGGCUCUGGCAGCCCGCACAGGUGCAAAGCUGGAAGACAUUUCGUACGUGCUGUGGUUCAAUGCAUCAGCGCCUUGUUUGAUUCCAACAGCUGUGAUGAGCCAGCAGGUGGGACUCAUGUCCUGGGCACUGUCGGACCAAAUGCGCAGUGUUGGUCUGAUGAUGAUGCCAAUUUUUUCACACCACCGUGGAAAGUUGUGCAUCGACGAGCGCGCCAUCCUCGAGAAGAUUUUCACAGCAGGAAACCAUAAUUGUGAUUGGAGCUACCAUGUUAUGUUCAAGGAGAAAACGGAUGCGCGUGACAUUCGACCCAUGGUGUAUAGUGGCAAGUUCAUCUUUGCAAGUCCUCUUGACUUGCAGCAGUGA
Cladocopium goreaui is the source of this 2007-nucleotide messenger RNA. Lineage: Eukaryota; Dinophyceae; Suessiales; Symbiodiniaceae. The record is from the annotation of a GenBank genome assembly.